CAAAGGCUGCCUGCCAAUAGAUCGAGAGCAUCUCCUCCUCCCUCCCCUACCCCCCGCAAAGAAAAGCAUCUCUCGCGGCAUAGAAUAGAUUCAUCCACACGCAUACCUAGCCUCGAUCUUAAACAACAGUGGCUUGUGGGUUUUCUUCUCCGCCGCCACGCCAUGGCUUCCCUGCCUCUUCUUCGUCAAGUCCUCGUUCCAGCCCUCGUGCUGCUCUGCCUCUCUCCGGCCUGCGCUGCUCGGAGGGUCUCGGUGGCCGUCUACUACGAGACGCUGUGCCCGUUCUGCUCCGGCUUCGUCGUGAACGACCUUGCCAGGAUUUUCCGGAACGGCCUCUCCUCCAAUGUCGACCUCCGCCUCGUCCCUUUCGGCAAUGGGCGCGUCUCGCCCGACGGAUCCAUGUCCUGCCAGCAUGGGGAGGAUGAAUGCCAACUCAACGCCAUAGAAGCUUGCGUUAUCAGUGUAUGGCCUGAUGCGGAACGACAUUUCCCUUUCAUAUACUGCAUCGAGCAUUUGUCUCUGACUCGGAAAUGGGGCGCGUGGCAGUCGUGCUUCCACGAAACUGGUCUGCCCUCUCAGCCUGUCAUAGACUGCUACAACUCUGGAUACGGCAGGCAGCUUGAACUCCGGUACGCGGCAGAGACGAAUGCUCUCCAGCCCCCACACAAGUUUGUGCCUUGGGUGGUCGUGAACGGGAGACCCCUUGGCGAUGAUUACACGAAUUUCGAAGCCUACAUUUGCAACGCUUAUGACGGCGAACUUCCGGAGGCAUGCAGGGGAAAGCACCUGCAAAUUGCUCAGCACACAAGAGCAAGCCGAGGACACCAGAGGAAUCCAAGAGAGUUGGCCAUUGUACUUGCUUUUUGCAUCGCUCUGUGGUUCUGAAGCGCUACUUCAUGAAGAUCAACCCGAAUUUUUCGGAGGCAGGUCAAGAUAGUCCACUAACAAAUAGCAGUAGCUGCAUAUAUUGAAACAGGAAAUUGUACAUCCCUUAAAAUAGUUAUUGCUUUCAUUUUAUGGAAAAAGCAGACGCUCUGUUCAUUUCAUUA
This is a messenger RNA of Triticum aestivum (bread wheat), 1049 nucleotides long. Its product is annotated as gamma-interferon-responsive lysosomal thiol protein. The record is from RefSeq and is a predicted model, not a curated record. The coding region runs from base 163 to 885 and encodes 240 amino acids. NCBI's taxonomy places the organism in Eukaryota, Viridiplantae, Streptophyta, Magnoliopsida, Poales, Poaceae. The transcript is spliced from 6 exons. Gene Ontology annotation, molecular function: oxidoreductase activity, acting on a sulfur group of donors, disulfide as acceptor.